Messenger RNA from Andrographis paniculata, 1207 nucleotides. Its product is annotated as heme oxygenase 1, chloroplastic-like. Lineage: Eukaryota; Viridiplantae; Streptophyta; Magnoliopsida; Lamiales; Acanthaceae. Gene Ontology annotation, biological process: heme oxidation; phytochromobilin biosynthetic process. The transcript has 4 exons. Gene Ontology annotation, molecular function: heme oxygenase (decyclizing) activity. Bases 35 to 865 code for a protein of 276 amino acids. The record is from RefSeq and is a predicted model, not a curated record.
UCUAAUAUAAUCUUUGAUAUAUACAUUUCCAUUAAUGGCUUCGAUCUCAUUCUUUCUUCAAUCCCAAGUCCUUUUCAAGAAUCCUCAUUUGGCAUCCUUGACAAGUUCAUCCCCAGGACGCCAUUUCUCGCCACUUCCCCCGACAAAUACACUUUUUUUUCAAAAGAAAUCGGGUAGUUUGGUGAUUUUUUCAUCCGCACAUGUGGAGGGGCCGACGAAGAGGGCCCCCGAUGGAGCUAAGGGGUUGGUAGAUGAACUACGAUUCGCGACAAUGAAUCUCCACACAUGGGAUCAAGCCAAGCACGGGAAAAUGCCCCCUCGAGGCCCCCCUGUCGCAGAAUGGGAGACCUCCACGGAAGGGUGUUUAAAGUUCUUGGUGGAUAGUAAGCUCGUAUACGACGCCCUUGAAAGGAUCGUCGAGAAAGCCGCGUUCCCGGAAUACAUGGAAUUGAGGAAUACCGGGUUAGAACGGUCUGAGAGACUCGCGAAAGACUUAGAAUGGUUAAAGCAACAAGGGCAUGAAAUUCCGAAGCCAACAUUUUGCGGUGUUGGUUUUGCCGAAUACUUGGAGGAUAUUUCAGAGAGAGAUCUUCCUGCAUUUAUUUGCCAUUACUACAAUAUAUACUUCGGCCAGACUGCAGGCGGCCGGAUGGUGAUAUCAAAAAAAAUAGCCGAGGCUUGCGAUGGAAAGGAACUCGAGUUCUACAAAUGGGACGGGAACCUUUCUCAAAUAUUACAAAAUGUUCGAGACAAGAUAAACAAAAUUGCCGAGGGAUGGAGCAAAGAAGAGAAGGAUCGAUGCCUCAAUGAAACUGAGAAGCCACUUAAGUUUGGAAGGGAUAUUAUUGGUUUGAUCAAAUUGUAAGGGUGAAUUAAUUAUAUACAUUAUUGGACCCCUAUUUCAAUUUAUAUACUCCCUUCGUCUCGUAACUAAAUAUUCAUUUGCUUUUUUCACAUAGUUUUAGAAAUAUUAGUAUUAUAUUGGUAUAUAGUAGGAAUAAAGUAGAAAUGACUAGAAUAACAUUAUUAGUACGUGUGAUAUAAAGAUAAUGACAUUUGUGUAAUAUAUUGUAAGUUGUAAGGUUAUUUGUAAUGUUAGGUAGAUAGUACAGUUACUAAAAAAAGAAAUGGAUACUUUGUUAUGGGACGGACUAAAAUAGAAAAAUGGAUAUUUUGUUAUGGGAUGAAAGAAGUAUAUUAAAUAAGU